Poeciliopsis prolifica (blackstripe livebearer) is the source of this 1833-nucleotide messenger RNA. Its product is annotated as E3 ubiquitin-protein ligase TRIM39-like. Gene Ontology annotation, molecular function: protein binding. The transcript has 3 exons. Lineage: Eukaryota; Metazoa; Chordata; Actinopteri; Cyprinodontiformes; Poeciliidae. The coding region runs from base 181 to 1395 and encodes 404 amino acids. The record is from RefSeq and is a predicted model, not a curated record.
GUUGGGUUCUGUUCUCACAGAGGCUCUGCUGAUCGGAGGUCAUGGCAACCCGGUGACCUUUCCGUCACAGUCACUCAGGUUGUGGGACGGCCUGAUCCAGCCAGAUUUACGCUCUGUUCCUUUCAUGUGUCGAUGAUUUAACUGAACUCCUGACGUCAGUCUCUGCACUCAGCUCUGUGCAUGUCUGCGUUCUCUCUGGGUACUCCAGGUUCCUAUCGUCUUCUGAAGACUGCCAGGUCCCGGCGUGCAGGCAUGUCCCAGGCCAGCUGUCUCCUAUCUGAGGACCAGUUCCGGUGCUUCAUCUGUCAGAAUGUCUUCACGGAUCCGGUCAGCACACCGUGCGGCCACAACUUCUGCAAGAACUGCGUCACAGAAAACGUGUGUGAUGAUGUCCCGUUUCAGUGUCCAGUGUGUGAAAAGAUGUUCUUCCCGCGACCGGAGCUGGAGGUCAACACUCUGAUCGCCGAGCUGCUCGACGAGUUCAGGAGAUCAGCUCUGCGCCAGAACGCAGAGGCAGAAAUUCCUGGUCCAGUCAGUCGAUUCACUAUAAGCGCAAAGAUUGCCAUAUUAUGUGGUGUGUUUCUCUUACUUAUUUCAUCCUCUCAAGUCAGUCACAGCCCUGCUCUGACAGGAGAAACUGAAGAGAAGGCAAAGGGAAUCAUAGAGGACAUUUGGACCUUUAGUUCAGCAAAGAGAUGCCAGAAUGUGACCUGUGGACAGAACCGGACUGCAGUGGGUCUGCUCUCUGCCGCUCAGCUGGAGCAGAUCUUCACUCAGGUGAUGAAGAAGGAAACUCCCAGGCUGCUGAUCCGAGCCGAGCUGAUGAGAGCCCAAUGCUACGCCGUGGACGUGACUCUUGAUCCAAACACCGUUCAUCCCAAACUCAUCCUGUCGGAUGAUGGGAAACAAGUGAGCUGUUGUAACCCAGCGGGGAAUCUCCCGCAUGACCCAAACAGGUUUAUGUCUUUUAAAUAUGUUUUAGGAGAGCAGAGCUUCUCCUCCGGGAGGUUUUACUUUGAGGUCCAGGUGAAGGGAAAGACUAACUGGACUGUAGGAGUGGCCAAAGAGUCCGUCUCCCGGACGGAUCGCGUCAGACGGACGCCCCGGUCCGGAUUCUGGUCCGUAUCUGUGAGGAAUCAAAACGAGUUGUUUGGUUUGUCUUCCCCUCCCGUCCCAUUAUCUCUGAACUCUGGUCUGGAGACGCUGGGGGUGUUUGUGGAUUAUGAAGAGGGUCUGGUCUUCUUUUAUGAUGUCCAUGCUGCUGCUCUGAUCUUCUCCUUCACAGGCUGCUUCUUCACUGAGAGACUCCACCCAUUAUUUGGUCCGGGUCAUAACAAGGAUGGGACAAACAGGGCCCCUCUGAUCAUCACACAGGUCUCCAUUGUCCCUCAGUAACGACCCGAUAAUCCAUCUGCUUCCUUUCUCCUGCUUCUCCAAAUGGUUUUGGUCUUUGAUGAUCCACUCUUCACUCAGACCAGCUUCUACCAUCCACUGUUACUGAAAUGUAUUAUUUUAUGAUGAACCUAAAUACUGUUCAGUUUUCAUGUAUUUUUAUAACUAACUUAGUGGAAAAUAUGUCAACUGUAGAGCACAGUGCAGACCAAAUAAAGUCAGUGGUGGUAAUCCUAAAACAUCAGUUCCACAAAUGCUGAAAGGCUAUGCUAUAAAUGCUAAUGCUAAAAUGCUAAUAUCCUCCAUGCAUUUCCCUCCACAGGACCAAAUCUGUCAUCCAUCAUAAUGGUUAUGAUUGUGGAAGCAGGAACAGAUAUUUCACUCUUUGUGCAUGUAAUUCUUGGAUUUUUCAGUAUUUAUUUGGUUGUUGUUCACUUUUCA